Molecule: messenger RNA, 558 nt
Organism: Telopea speciosissima
Lineage: Eukaryota; Viridiplantae; Streptophyta; Magnoliopsida; Proteales; Proteaceae
Exons: 1
Coding region: 1-558 (185 amino acids)
Source: RefSeq, a predicted model, not a curated record
AUGAACCGAGUAUUUCAAGAUGUAUUGGACAAGUUUGUCAUUGUCUUCAUUGAUGACAUCUUGAUUUAUUCCAAGAAUACAGAGGAACACUCCCAACACCUGAGAAUGGUACUGCAAAGAUUGGGAGAAAAGAAGUUUUAUGCCAAAUUUAGUAAGUGCGAGUUUUGGCUUCCACAGGUAGCAUUUCUGGGACAUAUAGUUUCAAAGAAAGGAAUUGAAGUGGACCCUGGUAAGGUGAAGGCUGUACUAGAAUGGGAACCACCAAAGAAUGUUGGCGAAAUUUGGAGUUUCCUAGGGCUUGCAGGGUAUUACCGAAGGUUCACUAAGAACUUUUCUUGCAUAUCAGCACCAAUGACUAAGUUGACUUGGAAGGGAGUGAAGUUUGAAUGGUCAAGAGAGUGUAAAAGGAGCUUUCAAGAGCUGAAACACAAACUGGUCACUGCCCCAGUUUUGACACUCCCAUCGGGUACUGGUGGUAUGACAGUGUACAGUGAUGCCUCUAGAUCAGGGCUUGGUUGUGUUUUGAUGCAAAAUGGCAAGGUAGUAGAAUGUUUCUAG